Molecule: messenger RNA, 432 nt
Organism: Prorocentrum cordatum
Lineage: Eukaryota; Dinophyceae; Prorocentrales; Prorocentraceae
Source: the annotation of a GenBank genome assembly
AUGACCAACACAUCUGGGCGGUUGCGCGCAGUCAGUCUGCGAGCGCGGCCGCUGGUGGGACCCUGGUCCGGGCCUCCAGCGUGCGCAGAGCCUGUUUUGGGCGGACUGCUCUGGUCGGAGGAGCAGAGCCGGGAGAGGCUGAGGAGCAGGAAGGGGCCAGCUGCUGCCGGCACGGUGCAGAAGCCAUGCGCCAGCCCUCGGCACGGCGAUUGGCCAGCCGCCGCCACGCGGGCGAAGAAGCGUGGCUGCCGCACAGGCGGUGCACAUGUAGUUCGGGCGCGCGCCGCUCCUGCCAGCAACAGAGGGGGCUGCGCGAGAGCUGCGCGCGCGCGCCUCGGGGCCCUCUCCUCUGCGCUCCUCGGAGAGCCCGAGGGGACCCGAAGUGCCUUCGGCGCGGUGACGGAUUCGGGCAAUGUGGUCUUCGGGCGUUAG